Molecule: messenger RNA, 2166 nt
Organism: Xyrauchen texanus (razorback sucker)
Lineage: Eukaryota; Metazoa; Chordata; Actinopteri; Cypriniformes; Catostomidae
Product: matrix metalloproteinase-17-like
Exons: 10
Coding region: 1-1728 (575 amino acids)
Biological process (GO): extracellular matrix organization; collagen catabolic process; proteolysis
Cellular component (GO): extracellular matrix
Molecular function (GO): zinc ion binding; metalloendopeptidase activity
Source: RefSeq, a predicted model, not a curated record
AUGAGAGUCUCAGGAUAUCAUUGGUUGGUUUACCUGACCUGCACUGUUGUCGUGUUGAUCUCUUCGGUUCAUCUGGCUCCGAUGUCGGACCAGUACUCCCGGGGUGUGGAUUGGCUGAGCCGUUAUGGAUAUCUGCCUCCUAUGGACCCACACACUGGGCAGCUGCAGACUAAAGAUGGCAUUGAGAAGGCUAUUAAAGAAAUGCAGCGAUUUGCUGGCCUCAAAGACACAGGCGAACUUGAUAAGGACACCCUGAAACUGAUGGGUACACCACGAUGCUCUUUGCCAGACAUAAUAGGAAUGAAGGACAUGAGAAAGCGCAGGAGGAAAAGAAGAUAUGCCACCACUGGACUUCGUUGGGAAAAGUCUGAUCUUUCUUGGAGCAUCCACAAUUACCCAUCUCUCCAUCCUUUCCUCGAACCUGAUAAAGUGUACACUAUAAUGGACAAAGCCCUUAAAGUCUGGAGUGAUGUCACCAACCUCAAGUUUCAUGCCAUGUCCUCAAGUGAGCAGAAUAGAGCUGAAAUCAAGAUCUCUUUUGUUCGCUCAAAUCAUGAUGACGGAUAUCCAUUUGAUGGAAAGGGAGGGACACUUGCUCAUGCCUUCUUUCCAGGGAAGACUGAUGUUGCUGGGGAUACACAUUUUGAUGAUGAGGAGAGCUGGACCUACAUAGGAGAUGAGAGUGGCACUGAUUUAUUCUCGGUGGCUGUGCAUGAAUUUGGCCAUGCUCUGGGUCUCUCCCAUUCCUCCACUGACCCUUCCAUCAUGCAGCCAUACUACCAGGGUGCUGUUGAAAAUAUUGAAACCUACACUCUUCCAGAGGAUGACCGAUUUGCCAUUCAGUCACUCUACGGAAUAAAGAGAACUACACCAACGCUAUCUUCUCCAAAUCAUCCUACGCCACACUUGCCUAAACCACCAAACCCACCUCGUCCAAGAAUAACAAUAAAACCUGAUCCCUCAGCCCAGGAUCGUUGUGAUGGAAGUUUCGAUGCGGUGGCAAACAUUAGAGGAGAGGUUUUCUUUUUUAAAGGUUCGUACUUCUGGCGAAUCCAGCGAUCCAGUUCUCAAAUGUCCUUUCACCCUGCUCUAAUAAAAAACUUCUGGAUUGGUCUUCCUGAUGGCACUGACAAGAUAGAUGCAGUUUAUGAAAGAGUGACGGACAGUAGAAUAAUCUUCUUCAUAGGUUCACAGUACUGGGUAUUUAAAGACAAUGUGGCACUUCAUGGCUACCCACGUCCAUUGUCUGACUGGGGCCUCAUUUCUCAUGAUGGAAGCAAGGUGAAGAGGGUGGAGGCGGUAUUUAUUUGGGCUCAUAAUGGAAAAACCUACCUCUUCAGCGGUGGAGAGUUCUGGAGGUUCACUGAGAGCCAGGAAACAAAAACGAGACGUCUAGAUGCAGAUUACCCUCGGAACUCCUCCAUCUGGAAAGGUGUGCCCAAAAACCCGGAUGACAUCAUCACCUGGGAACAGGGAGAUGCCUAUUUCUUCAAGAACAACUUAUAUUGGGUGAUAAAGAGGGGAGGAUUGGAACAAGACAGUGUCAGUCACAGAUCAACCGCGGUUGAUUGGAUGAAGUGUCCAGAACCGACUCCAACCAAAUUUCCAGGCAAUCAUCAACCAAGAGAAGGGGAUUGUAACUGUGCAAACAACGGAGCCUUAAAGCGGAGUGCUUCAUCUGGGUUAUUGUCAAUCAUAUUCCUGCUUUUUCCAGCUUUCUUCAUGUAGCCUACUUGCGAUGAUGCUUAUCUAUAUGGACUGUGUCAAGUCAUUUCAAUUUGUUGCACUUUUCACAUCACACAUCGUUUUAAAGCAUCUUUACAGAUAAUUAUGCUGUAAUGUCUUAAAAUACUCAUUGAGCAGUUUCAUUUUCAUUUCAGUUUUGUAUUUGAAAAACAUGCCUCAAUUAUUUGUCUUUAUGUCCCCAGUGAGCAAGCUAAAAUGUUACUGUGGCAUGGAACCCAAAGCUCCAUAAGAUGAUAGUAAAUGGAGUGAGAAAGAAAGAAAGAAAGAAAGAAAGAAAGAAAGAAAGAAAGAAAGAAAGAAAGAAAGAAAGAAGACACUGGGGGCUCACCAGUCUCAAAGCACUUAAAGUGAUAUUACAUAUGUCACUUCAUUUGUCUAUUCAAAUAUUAUUUAAAAAGUAGCAUCACAUGGUCGAAAUCC